Messenger RNA from Laccaria bicolor S238N-H82, 597 nucleotides. RefSeq lists its product as uncharacterized. Lineage: Eukaryota; Fungi; Basidiomycota; Agaricomycetes; Agaricales; Hydnangiaceae. The transcript is spliced from 3 exons. Gene Ontology annotation, molecular function: structural constituent of ribosome. The coding region runs from base 1 to 597 and encodes 198 amino acids. Gene Ontology annotation, cellular component: mitochondrion. The record is from RefSeq and is a predicted model, not a curated record.
AUGUCGCAAGCUAGAGCUGCAGCUGCUGCUGGGCCCUCGCGCCUCUCCACCAUCCUAGCUCAUCUAAAUGCCUCUCCCAAACUCACCCUGUCCAAUUUGAAAAGCCUUCGCCUUACCAUGGCUUUUCGGAAUGACCACUUUGGCGCACGACACUUUGUAAAAGAACAUCUCCCACGAAUACGUUACGCGAAUCCAUCACUCGAUAUUCAAGUCGAGAGGGUUAAGAAGACACAGAAUGAGGUGUGGAAACCCGAGUUGGAACUUGUAUUUGAUAACGGAAGACGACAAACCAUAAACAUGCACGAAAAAUGGUCAACGGCCAUCGUGAAGGAGGUGAUGGAGGCGGCGGGCGGGGAUGCGUGGCAGACGUACAAGGUCGAGGCGGAGGCGGCGGGGAGGGAGGUCGUUCCUGGGGAGGCGGGUGAGAAGAGUGUGCUCGUGAGUAGUGGGAAGACGAAGGGGGAGUUGUUGCCUGGGUUGGAUGAGUUUCGUAAGGCGUUGAGGGUGAAAACGAGUGCGACUGCUACGCCGUCGAAGGCGAACCCGAGUAUCCCGCCUGAGGCGAUAUCGCAGGUGGAGGUUACGGCGUCGCUGUAA